CGCGUGACCUGGGGCAGAGCUACGGUGCGAACAGGUACUGGGCGGAAGUCGUGGGCACUGUGCCGUCGCCACUGUGCCGUCGCCCACACUCCGGAUCCAGAAUCCUGAAUCUCGAGCACCUGGAUACCUGGGCGCUGAUGUUUGAACUGGAAACUUCAACUUUUGAAAGAAUCUUCAGGAUAGCUUUGAACUCCACAGUUCUAGAAGCUGUAUAGAUACUCGUGGAACUGAGAGGUCUGCAAGAAAGGGAAAUGGCACUUACCUGUUGACUAAAAAUGAAAUUUCAAGUGGCAGUUGUGACAAAAGACUCUUAAUCUUUCCACACCUGGAUUCACUGGAUUGGGGAUACAGCUGGAGAACAAGAAGUGAUACUGGAAAGGGGAACCCAAAUGAAGAGGAUGAGGCCUGCUGGAGAGUAAAUGGCCGCCUCCACCUCUCCAGGGACAAAGUCAGCCUCUUGGUGGAGUUAUUUUUUUCUUUAUGAUGGUUCCAAGGUGAAGGAGGAAGGAGAUCCAACCAGAGCUGGCAUUUGUUACUUUUAUCCUUCUCAGACCGUUCUGGACUGUCAGGAGCUGCUCUGUGGGCAGAUUGCUGGAGUUGUCCGCUGUGUCUCUGACAUUUCUGGCUCUUCUCCCACUCUCAUUCGCCUGCGGAAACUGAAGUUUGCCGUAAAGGUUGAAGAAGAUUACCUCUGGGUGCUGGGCUGUGCUGUGGAGCUCCCCGAUAUCAGCUGCAAGCAGUUCCUAGAUCAGCUCAUUGGAUUCUUUAAUUUUUACAAUGGUCCCGUUUCCCUGGCUUAUAAGAACCAUUCUCAGGAGGAACUGAGUUUGCAGUGGGACACUUUCAUUGAGCAAGUUCUGAAAAACACCAGUGAUCUGCAUAAGAUAUUCAAUUCCCUCUGGAACCUGGAUCAAACCAAAGUGGAGCCCCUGCUGUUGCUGAAGGCAGCCCUCAUUUUGCAGACCUGCCAGCGCUCGCCUCACAUUCUAGCUGGCUGCAUCCUGUAUAAAGGACUGAUUGUAAGCACCCAGCUGGCACCCUCCCUCACUGCCAAGAUCCUGCUUCACAGACCUGCACCUCUGGACCAGAGACUACCUGCAGCAGGGGACGCACCACGGGACCCAGGAGCAGCAUUCCCCCUGAAUGUCCAGAUCACCCCCGUUUUCCUGACCGAAGAGGAAGCUGCCAGUCUCCAUGAGUUCCCAGUGGAGCAGAUGCCCAGGCCAGCCAGACUUCAGGAUGGCACAGUCCAGCAUCUUGCAAAGGAUUGGAGCACAUCUGCUUUAAAAAAAGAUGCCGCCAGGCAAGUGGCCUCCGAGGCUCAGAUGUCAGCUGCCACCCUGGACCCCAUGUCCCCUGACAGAGUGUGGCCAAAUGGCAAGGGAGAGAAUGGACAUUUACCUGGCCAUGAGAUGGAGGACUGGGGGCCCACAGGACUACACACUACUGCCAAGGGCCAGGUCCCUGGCCUCAGCUGCCCUCUGCACAAGGAACCAGGCUUUCCCCAGGAGGAGACUGACUUGUCUGAAAUCCACAUUCCAGAAGCUCAGGAAGUAGGAGGAUCCUCAGGUCAUUAUACCUUCCUACAAAUGUAUGCCCCGGGUGGCAGAGGUCUUUACCAUGAGCACCCUGUCAGUGAUGCCAGCAACCUGGAACCCAUGCCAUCUGAGGACAUGGCUACCAGCUGCAGUCUCUCUGCCUCACUUGAUGUGCUCACCCAGAAUGGAGCCCAAGAGCAGCAUGAAGACCUUCCUGGUACCAGCAACCACAGCCUUGUUCCUGGAACAGACCCCCUCCCCACACAGACCAGCUGGCCAUUGUCGCCUCACCCAGAUCCAGAGCAGAAAGGAAGCAAGCUUCUUGGGGGGCACCAAGGUGUAGAUCAGCAGGUUGAUGGAGUCCGUGAGAGCCUCGCAGCCACUGGUUUACAAUGCAUUUCAGAUUCAGCAGACUCCCAGGGUGAUAACCCCUCUACAGACAGAGCUGACCCCAGGCUGACCCCAGUAGGGGGCCCCAUGAGACUCGUGCAGAUGAACCUCUACACUCACAGUGUUAAGGGGUUGAUGCUGUCGCUGCUGGCUGAGGCACCACUGCUAAGAGACAGCUCAGCCAUCGAGGAGGUGUACCACAGCAGCCUGGCGUCCCUGAAUGGACUGGAGGUGCACCUGAAGGAGACGCUGCCCAGAGACCAAGCUGGUCCCUCAGCCAGCACCUACAGCUUCGUGCACCACGACCACAUCCAGAACGUGCUCACGGCCAACCUUCCCCCGGUGGCCUCAGCCCAAGACCGCCACUUCCUCCAAGCCAUCAGCCUCAUGCACUCGGACUUCGCCCAGCAGCCCACACUGUACGAGAUGACCGUCAGGAACGCCUCCACGGCUGUGUAUGCCUGCUGCAGCCCUGCCCAAGAGACCUACUUCCAGCCACUGAUGUCCGACACCCGGAGCUCCGGCUUCCCGAACCCACAGGAUGGAGCCUUCAGCCUGGCGGGCAAAGCCAAGCAGAAGCUGCUGAAGCAUGGAGUAAACUUGCUGUGAGCCAGGCCUCACCCCAGGUUCAUUGCCCAGCAACAGCCCUGAGACUGCACCAGCAAAGGAAGCUCUGCCUUUUAUAAUGGAAAAGGUCCCUCUUUUAUUUUUCUUGGAGUAGUCCCUUUUAAGGAACAUAAUACUUGGGGUUUGGUGCUCCUGUUGCAGACUGCGAUGUGUGUAUGGCGGCUGUUCUCGGGGUCUGCACACACAGCGCACUUGGUAAAGAACUCGAUUAUACCAGCAGCAUUGGGCCAAGAUGGCAUCUUAUCUCCUCGUACCAAAGAGGUUCAGGGUAGUUUUUUUGGUCACACAGCCACAGCCGGAGCCAUUUAGUAUUUCCUACUGCUUCCAUCCUGGCCUGAAUGGCUGCCACAGCAUUCCAGGGCAGCACUGUGUAGAACUUGGCUUUCCUCAUCCUAGAGUCCUCGGCCGUGCAACCAGGUGGGUGUUUGGGCCUGGCUGCACCGUGAGGAGGUGGGUCUGUUACCAGGCUGUCCCCAGUGCCAUUCCUCAGGGUGUCUCCAAGAGGGCCUCCUGGGAGGUCUGGGAAAGAGGGCAGCCGGGUCCUCGGAAUACAGCAGUGGGCCAAGUCCUGAUGAUGCACACAAGAGAUGGGGCCAUGGAGGUCACCGUAUCAUAUGGGGAGGGUAGUGCAGAAUUGGUCUGUGCUGCCUUUGGGAAGGAAGGGCUGUGCUCUACCUCUGGUGAGUGUCCCAGAUAAGAGCAUCCAAGACAGUGGGGGUAGAAUAAGACUGCGCCUUCCUGUGGUGGCUGUGAUGAAGGGAACAGCAUGCGGUCCUGUGUUUCUGGACCCAUGUGGCACCUCACACAUCGGCUCUGCCACUUCUAAUCAAGCCUUUCAUGAUAAUAUGAUGCAUAUUGCAGGCUGAAUCUCAACUGAAUGUUUACUGCCAGUACCUAAAGUGCCAUUUGAAAAUGAUGAUGUUAAUGAUUUCAUGUCAGUGAACAAUAUCUCAUGUUUAUAAUGUGUUGGGCCAGGGAUUUAGCUCAGUGGUUCCGCUGCCUGCCUCAAAAGUGCAAGGUCCCGAGUUCAAUCCCCAGUACCAAAAAAAAAAAAUUAUCUUAUAAUGUGUCUUUUCUUGAGACAAGUUUCCAAGGGCUAAAAAUAAAAAGGUCAAAAAUCA
This is a messenger RNA of Heterocephalus glaber (naked mole-rat), 3676 nucleotides long. It is a transcript of the gene Hps4, whose product is annotated as HPS4 biogenesis of lysosomal organelles complex 3 subunit 2. Gene Ontology annotation, molecular function: guanyl-nucleotide exchange factor activity; small GTPase binding. The record is from RefSeq and is a predicted model, not a curated record. Gene Ontology annotation, cellular component: BLOC-3 complex; lysosomal membrane; cytoplasmic vesicle. Gene Ontology annotation, biological process: vesicle-mediated transport; protein targeting; melanosome assembly. NCBI's taxonomy places the organism in Eukaryota, Metazoa, Chordata, Mammalia, Rodentia, Bathyergidae.